AUGCAUGAAACCGUGUGGUUUGGUCUUUCUUCUUGCUCCACUCUCAUCUACUCUCCUUAUUCUCCUACUCUUAUUUACUCUCCUCCUUCCUCUACUCUCAUCUACUCUCCUUAUUCUCCUACUCUUAUUUACUCUCCUCCUUCCUCUACUCUCAUCCACUCUCCUUUACCCACUCUUAUCUACUCUCCUUUUGCACCAUUCUCAUCUAUCUCCUCCUCCUUCAACUCUCAUUUACUCUCCGCCUUCCUCUACUCUCGUUUAGUCUCCUCUUUCCUCAACUCUCAUUUAAUCUUCUCCUUCUUCCAGUCUCAUUUACUUUCCUCCGUCCUCCACUCUCAUUUACUCUCCCCCUUCCUCCACUCUCAUUUACUCUCCUCCUUCCUCCAUUCUCAUGUAGUUCUGCUUUUUUUUCACUUACAUCUAAUUUUCCUACACCCUUCUUUAUCUAGCUUUAUCCAGUUCUCCUCUUCCUUCUUUGUCCUUUCAUCCAUUACACCUUCUUUGUUAACCAUUUUCCUAUCAACCUCUUAUUUUCUGAAAUUCAGACGCGCAAGUCCAUUUUCUUACUUUGCACGUCCAAAUAGAUACUUAUUCGUGGACACUCAUUUUAUUGUUGGCAUUUCUUCUUCUUCUUCUUCUUCUUCUUCUUCUUCUUCUUUAUCCUUUUCUUCUUCUUCAUUUUCUUUAUCCUUUUUCUCGUUUUCUUUAUCCUUUCUUCUUCUUCUUCUUUACGUCUCUUUAUCUUCAUCUACCGAGCUGUUGCUGACCCUGUUUUUCUUUUCUAUUCUUGAACCUUCUUUUUCUAUAUUCCAUCAAUAUUUGUGUCUAACGUUACGAUUGGUGAAUUUGAAAAUUUGCCAUCUAACAAAAAUUAUCUAUCUUUGCCAUCUAUCUAUCAAGACAUCAUAUCUAUCUAUCUAUCUAUCUAUCUAUCUAUCUAUCUAUCUAUUGGUAUCAUCAACGAUCUGUUCAAACUAUCUAUCUAUCUAUCUAUCUAUCUAUCUAUGUUGGUUCAUCAACGCUGAAACUGAUCAUUGA
Messenger RNA from Acanthosepion pharaonis, 1038 nucleotides. The record is from the annotation of a GenBank genome assembly. Lineage: Eukaryota; Metazoa; Mollusca; Cephalopoda; Sepiida; Sepiidae.